UCAACAUCUCUGUUUAGCAUCACUCUCCCAUAGCAGCCGAUUCCACCUGCCUGCUCCGGCCGCUGCUGCAGGCAGGGGGUGGAAACGUACGGGACCUCAGCAUCCACUGACUGACUUCACUGACCUGCAGAUAUGGCCAGCCAGCAGGACUCGGGUUUCUUUGAGAUCAGCAUCAAGUCCCUGCUGAAGUCCUGGAGCAGCACUUCACCAGGGUACAGCAAGCCUCCUGUCCCGCCGGUUUGCUGCUCGCAGGGUGAAAAGGGCCCGCCCGCCAUGAUGCCCAUCAGCGUGGACCCAGAGAGCCGGCCGGGCGAAUACGUGCUCAAGAGCCUCUUCGCCAACUUCACCACCAUCUCUGAGCGCAAAAUACGGAUCGUCAUGGCCGAACCGUUGGAAAAACCUCUGGUAAAGUCUCUUCAGAGGGGUGAAGAUCCACAGUUUGACCAAUUGAUCAGCACAAUGAGUUCUCUGGCUGAGUAUUGCCUGCCAUCUAUCUUGCGCACCCUGUUUGACUGGUACAAAAGACAGAAUGGAGUUGACGAUGAAUCCCAUGAGUACAGACCACGUUCAAAUACAAAGCCCAAAAAUGAUGAGCAGCAGAAAGAUUAUCUGCUGGAGAGGAGAGACCUAGCCAUCGACUUCAUCUUCUCUCUCGUGCUCAUAGAGGUUCUCAAACAGAUGCCCCUCCACCCAGUUGUGGAUGGUUUGGUCCAUGAAGUCAUUAAUUUGGCUUUUAAGCACUUUAAAUAUAAAGAGGGGUAUCAUGGUCCCAACACUGCCAACAUGCAUAUUGUAGCUGAUCUCUAUGCAGAAGUAAUUGGAGUCUUAGCACAAGCAAAAUUUCCUGCUGUUAAAAAGAGGUUCAUGAGUGAGCUGAAGGAGCUCCGUCAAAAGGAGCAGAGCCCAUACGUGGUCCAAAGCACCAUCAGCCUCAUCAUGGGCGUGAAGUUCUUCCGGGUGAAAAUGUAUCCUGUAGAGGAGUUUGAAGCCUCCUUUCAGUUCAUGCAGGAAUGUGCGCAGUAUUUCCUGGAAGUGAAGGACAAAGACAUCAAGCAUGCUUUGGCUGGACUCUUUGUGGAAAUUCUAGUUCCUGUAGCAGCGGCUGUUAAGAAUGAGGUGAAUGUUCCUUGUUUAAGGAACUUUGUGGAGAGCUUGUAUGAUACCACCUUGGACCUUUCAACAAGAAAGAAACAUUCUCUGGCUCUGUACCCACUAGUGACAUGUCUACUGUGUGUCAGCCAAAAGCAGUUCUUCCUCAACAGAUGGCAUGUCUUUCUCAACAACUGCCUCUCCAAUCUGAAGAGCAAGGACCCUAAAAUGGCACGGGUAGCACUAGAGUCCCUCUACCGACUGCUGUGGGUCUACAUGAUUCGCAUCAAAUGCGAGAGCAACACUGCGACACAGGGCCGCCUCAACUCGAUUGUGACGAACCUGUUCCCUAAAGGAUCCCGCAGCGUAGUUCCUAAAGACAUGCCUCUCAAUAUAUUUGUUAAGAUUAUCCAGUUUAUUGCACAGGAAAGACUUGACUUUGCAAUGAAAGAAGUCAUUUUUGACCUACUGUGUGUUGGGAAACCUGCAAAAGCCUUUAGUCUUAAUCCAGAGAGAAUGAAUAUAGGUCUCAGAGCAUUCCUGGUCAUUGCUGACAAGCUGCAGCAGAAAGAUGGUGAUCCCCCCAUGCCGAACACAGGGGCCACGCUCCCUUCUGGAAACACACUACGAGUCAAAAAGACAUUCCUGAGCAAGCCUCUGACUGACGAUGAGGCCAAAGUCAUAGGAAUGUCCAUCUAUUACCCCCAAGUGCGGAAAGCUUUAGACAACAUCCUCAGACACUUGGAUAAGGAGGUUGGCCGCUGUAUGAUGCUGAGUAACGCACAGAUGCUGAAUAAGGAACCCGAGGAUAUGAUUACGGGCGAGAGGAAACCUAAGAUUGACCUCUUUAGGACAUGCAUGGCCGCCAUUCCACGCAUCCUUCCCGAUGGCAUGUCCAAGUCAGAGCUCAUAGACCUUUUGGCUCGCUGGAGGGACUUCUGCUCUUUAUUACAGAGUAGCUCUGGCUCCAGACUGCCUGCUGAACGGACCCCUCACUCCACAGUCUUGCAUGCUGUUGAGGGUCUCGCUUUAGUGCUACUGUGCUCCUGCCAGACAGGCACACGCAAACUAGCUGUGUCCAUCCUUCGAGAGGUCCGCCAAAUCUUCCUCACCAUUGGGCAGACUGAGGAAGAUGAAAGGCCCAUGAUAGAUGUACUGGACCAGCUGAGCCCAGUGGUGCUCGAGAGCUUUGCCCACGUGGCGGUGGCUGACUCGGCGUCUCUCCCCGCUGGGCAGCAUGCGGACCUGCAGUGGCUGGUGGAGUGGAACGGAUCUCUGGUCGGCAGCCACUAUGACGUGCGGAGCCCAUCUCGUGUGUGGAUCUUGGCACAGUCUCUGAAGGAACCCUGGGCUCUGUGCCUCUUCAGCCUUCUGAGACAGGAGUACCUGCCCAAGCACUGUCCCACAGCGCUCAGCUACGCCUGGCCCUACGCCUUCACCCGCCUGCAGCUCCUCAUGCCUUUACUCGAGCCCAGCAACCCAGUGAACGCCAAGAAGACAAGCUCAGCUGGUUCAGCGGACACUUAUGUUUCUCUCUGGAGAAACUAUCUGAUUCUGUGUUUUGGCGUGGCCAAACCCAGCAUCAUGAGCCCGGGUCAUCUUCGAGCUUCCACCCCUGAGAUCAUCACUCCCAGUACAGACAGCAACAGCAGCUACGACAACAAGAUCCUGGGCACUCCGUCUGUGGCCUGGCUUCUGAAGCAGUUGGUCCCUCUGAUGCGUUCAGAAAGCAUUGAGAUCACAGAGUCUUUGGUGCUCGGAUUUGGCCGCACAAACUCACUCGUUUUCAGAGAGCUGGUUGAGGAACUGCAUCCUUUGAUGAAGGAAGCUUUGGAAAGACGACCUGAGAAUAAAAAACGGCGAGAGAGAAGAGAUCUGCUGAGACUCCAGCUCCUCAGGAUCUUUGAGCUGCUGGCGGAUGCCGGUGUCAUUAGUGACAGCACUAAUGGAGCGCUCGAACGUGAUACCCUGGCCCUGGGCGCUCUCUUUCUUGAGUAUGUGGACCUGACCCGGAUGCUUCUGGAAGCUGAGAAUGACAAAGACAUGGAGAUUCUCAAAGACAUCCGAGCUCACUUCAGCGCCAUGGUGGCCAACCUCAUACAGUGUGUCCCAGUGCAUCAUCGACGUUUCCUCUUCCCUCAGCAAAGCCUUCGGCACCAUCUCUUCAUCCUUUUUAGCCAAUGGGCUGGACCCUUCAGUAUCAUGUUCACGCCCCUGGAUCGCUAUAGUGACCGGAACCAUCAGAUCACUCGAUACCAGUAUUGUGCUCUUAAGGCCAUGUCGUCUGUCCUUUGUUGUGGUCCCGUGUUCGACAACGUAGGGCUCUCUCCUGAUGGCUACCUCUAUAAGUGGCUGGAUAACAUCCUUGGCUGUCAAGAUCUGCGGGUGCAUCAGCUGGGCUGUGAGGUGGUGGUUCUUCUGCUGGAACUUAACCCAGAUCUGGUGAAUCUGUUGAACUGGGCCGUGGACCGAUGUUACACCGGCUCCUGCCAGCUGGCCUCUGGUUGCUUCAAAGCCAUCGCAACUGUCUGUGGUAGCAGAAACUACUCCAGUGAUAUUGUGACUCUGCUGAACCUUGUUCUCUUCAAAGCGUCUGACACGAACAGGGAGAUCUACGAGAUCGCUAUGCAAUUAAUGCAGAUUCUAGAGGCCAAGCUGUCUGUGUAUUCUAAGAGGAUUGUGGAACAGAAAAGUGGUGCUAUCCUGUAUGGGACACACGGGCCUCUUCCACCUCUCUACAGUCUCUCUGUAUCCCAGCUUUCAAAGCAGCUUGCCAGAAUGUACCCUGAACUCACCUUGCCCCUUUUCUCAGAGGUGAGUCAGAGGUUUCCCACCACUCAUCCAAACGGGCGUCAGGUCAUGCUGACCUACCUGCUCCCUUGGCUCAGUAACAUUGAGAUGGUAGAUGGAGGCCUGCUGUCCACGGUCUCGAGUCCAAGCAGCUCUGGGGACAACAGGACGGGAUACAGUCACAACACCUCAGCACCUCACCCUCUUCGAGGCACAGGCUGGGGGUCGCUGCAGGCCUCCUCCUUGGUCCUAAACAACCUCAUGUUCAUGACUGCAAAGUAUGGUGAUGAUGUCCCAGGUGCAGAAAUGGAAAAUGCUUGGAACGCUCUGGUCAGUAAUGAACGAUGGACUAAUAACCUGCGGACCACCCUGCAGUUCCUCAUCAGCUUAUGCGGAGUCAGCAGCGACACCUCUCUUCUGCCUCAUAUUAAGAAGGUUGUGAUCUACCUUUGUCGCAACAACACCAUUCAAACCAUGGAGGAGCUGCUUUAUGAACUUCAGCAGACAGAUCCUGUGAACCCCGUAGUGGUGCACUGUGACAAUCCUCCGUUCUACCACUUUUCAGCCACAAGCAAAAUUGCCACCACCACUUCUGGUAACGGCUGCUGGGCACCGCUGGUCGACUAUCUACCUGAAACAGUCACCCCACGAGGACCUCUCCACAGGUGUAACAUAGCAGUGAUCGUCAUGACAGAGCUGGUGGUGGAUCACAGCGUGAAGGAGGACUGGGCCCUGCACCUCCCUCUACUGCUCCAUGCCUGUUUCCUGGGUAUGGACCACUACCGCCCGGAGGUGUUUGAACACUGUAAGAGGCUUCUCUUGCACCUUCUCAUCACGUUAUCUUGCAACAACAAUUUCAGCCUCAUUGCCUCUGUUCUACUAAACACCAGAGAUGCCAACAGCAACAAGAGCCUGACUUUCAAACCCAUCCACCAGCCUGAGUUCUACACAGGUGGUGUGGACUUCUUGCGGAAUGGCCAGGCAUCUCCGGUUCCAGAUUCUGGCCUCAGUUCCUCCUCUGCCUCGUCCAGCCUGAGCCUUGGAGGCAGCAGCUCCAACCUGCCUCACCUGGCCCAGGAAGAGGUGGAGCAAAUGGAGAGCAGCACUGAAGAUGACGAGAAGAGCAGCAAACUCAUCGAGUUUCUCACUACCAGACCUUUUGGACCAUUGUGGAGCCAUGAAGACAUCACUCCAAAGAAUCAACACUCAAAGAGUACCGAGCAGCUUACCAACUUCCUGCGACAUGUAGUUUCUGUAUUCAAAGAGUCCAAAUCAGACAUUAGGCUUGAGCAGCAGUUGAGUGAAGUGGCAUUGCAGAUGGCUCUGUGCAGCUCCUCCAGACAUUACGCUGGACGUUCCUUCCAGGUGUUCAGAGCUCUACGGCAGCCCCUCUCAGCGCUGGCUGUGUCCGACCUGCUUUCACGCUUGGUGGAGGUAGUCGGGGAGCCCGGGGAGGAGGUUCAGGGUUAUGUAAUGGAGCUUCUCCUCACUCUUGAGUCAGUGGUGGAUAAUCUAGCCGAGUGCCUGAAGAACAAUGACUUCUUUGUCAUACUACGGGCAUCUUCACCAGAUCUUCCAUCCAGCAGCAAGUUAACACUAAACCGUAAAAGCACCAGUCAGCUGGACCUGAUCCCAGGAUCAGGCACUGCUUCUGAGCGAAUACGCCACCAGCGUAGCUACUCUGUACCCAAGCGCUUUGGCGAGGUUGAGCGUUCCUCUGAGGUUCCCCGGAGUGCCACCUUGGACCGCAUCCACCUUCAUCAGAGCAAUAUCUCCAAGCUCCGAUCCCUGUCCUCAUCCUCCUCCAGAGACAACGUGGUCUCCACCGACCCGACCAAUGCCAACCAUCCUCGCAACCUGCUGGCCAGCAUUUUUUGGGCAGUGGUGUCACUCAUGGAGUCAGACUUUGAGUUUGAGUACCAGAUGUCCCUCAGGUUGUUAGGGAAGCUGCUAGGCCACAUUUCAUUGGAUAAGCAGGAAUACAGAGAGAAGCUGGAGAAGAUCCAGAUCCAGUUAAAAUGGAAGGAGUUCUCUGGGCUUCAGCAGCUGCUUCUGAAGGGCUUCACCUCUGCAAACACUACAGAACUCACCUUGGAGAUGUUCAGCCAGCUCACGCCCGUCUCACGCCUACCUGUGGUAGACACCUCACAAGUCAUAGGUUUCCCAUUAAACGUGCUCUGCCUCAUCCCCCAUCUUGUGUUACACUUUGACUCACCUACUCAAUUCUGUAAGGACGUGGCUGAGAGAAUUUCCCAGGUUUGCCUUGAGGAAAAGAACUCCAAGCUGUCCAACCUUGCCCAUGUGAUGACAUUGUACAAAACGCACACCUAUACCCGUGACUGCUUCUCUUGGGUCAAUGUGGUGUGCCGCUACCUGCAUGAAGCGUUCAGUGACAGCACACUCAGCAUGGUUACUUACAUGGCGGAGUUGCUGGAGAAAGGAUUACCCAGCAUGCAACAAACUCUUCUGCAAAUCAUCUACAGUCUACUGAGUCACAUGGACCUGAGUGCUAUUCAAGCCAAACUCUUCAACAUGGAGGUUCUAACAACCAUAGAGAAGUUUGUUCAGACUGCACACUGGAAGGAAGCCUUGAACAUAUUAAAGCUGGUGGUCUCCCGCUCGGCUAGUCUGGUUUCGCCUUUGUCCCCGCAGAGUAACGCAUCCACUGUGGAUGUCAGGCGUGUUUGGGACACACCCUCCAAAGCCCUCCCUGGAAAGACCCUUGACUUUCACUUUGACAUUUCAGAGACACCGGUGAUUGGCCAGCGAUAUGACGAGCUUCACGGUUCUCCGAGGCAAGAUGGGAAGAAUGGAGGAGGGGUUACCGUGACACGCAGUACCUCCUCUACAUCCUCGGGCUCUUACCAAAACAACCACGUGCUGGUGCCUGUCAGCUGGAAACGACCACAGUCCUCACAGAAAAGAACUCGUGAGAAGUUGGUGAAUGUAUUAACCUUGUGUGGCCAAGAAGUUGGACUCACCAAAAACCCAUCUGUGAUUUUCUCAUCCUGUGGGGAACUGGACCUGAUUGAGCACCAGCCCAGUCUGGUGUCCUCUGAGGACGGCACACGGGACACCGAAAACAUGGAUGACACCACUUCAGAACAGCAGUUCUGUGUGUUUAGGGACUUUGACUUCCUGGAUGUGGAACUGGAAGAUGGAGAGGGUGAGACAGCUGACAGCUUUAACUGGGGUGCGCGGAGGCGUUCCAUUGACAGCCUGGACCAGGCUGAAGCCCAACCAAUGGAGGAGGACAGCCAGCUCUCAGGAAGUUCACCAAGCCUGUGUCCAAUCGUCCAUGAUGAUUCUGACGAGUCUUCUGAGGAAGAGUCCCUCACAGCCAGCCAGAUUCUCUCAGCUUCACAACUAAAUGUCAGCCUGUCUCCUACUGAGGAACUAAACCCCAUGGACUCCCCUCCCAUCUCCUUUGACAACACUCAAGCUGACCCAAUUCCUCUUUCCACCCCAACGCCCAGCUUUGAGAUCUCAGCACCCGAGGGCUCGAACCAUCGGGCUGAGGAUUCGGCUGAAGAAGAAGAAGCCAUUGUUAAUGAGGACGAUAUCUCACUCUGCAUUUGCGAGUCGCCGCCUGCCUUCAGUAGUUCUGACAUUCUAACAGCAGGCACAUCCCAGAGGGAAAACAACGUCUUUACUGACAACGAGACAUGUUGUGUACCCAGUGGGUUUGGAGACCAGCAGAGCUCUGUGGCACAGGCAGAGGAGGAAAAGGAAGAGCUGUUGCUAGAGUCUCGUUCCUCCCCUCCGCCUUCUCCCUUUUUCUCCGCCAUCCUGGCCGCUUUCCAGCCGACUGUGUGCGAUGAUGCUGAGGAGGCUUGGCGCGAUCAUCUCAGCCAGUUGGUGGCUGACUCGGAUGGUUCCUGUGCAGUUUACACCUUCCAAGUCUUCUCCUCACUCUUUCAGAGUAUACAGGCCAAGUUCUGCACCUUGACUUGUGACGCUGCUGGUUACCUUGGCGACGGCCUUCGUGGAAUUGGAGCGAAGUUUGUAAGGUCAUCCCAGAUGCUGACAUCCUGCUCCGAAUGUCCCACGUUGUUUGUCGAUGCAGACACUAUUGUGUCUUACGGGCUCUUGGAGAAGAUGAAGUUUAGUGUGUUAGAGCUGCAGGAGUAUCUAGAGACCUACAACAACAAAAAGGAGGCAGUCAUAUCAUGGCUACGCAACUGCAAGGCCAGUUUCCCCAAAUUCACUGGAGAUGGAGUGAUCACCCAUCAGCCUGCUGAAAUGGAAGAGAAGCAACUGGAGCUUUGUCAAAGACUCUACAAACUCCACUUUCAACUGCUGCUGCUUUUUCAGUCUUACUGUAAACUUAUUGGCCAAGUUCACACUAUAAACUCUGUACCAGAGCUGCAGAACAUAUCCAGAGAGUUGAGUGAGUUGAGAAGUAACCUGAGGGCAGCAGCAGCCUCAGUGGCCAAUGAGUCCGCAGCUGAGCCAAGAGAACCCACCACUGAAUCCCCCUUCAGCUCCUCUGAGGCUGCUGUGCAGGCCAUUCUAGAGAGCCUGAAAACCAACGAGUUCUCCAGAGCCAUCCGUUACAUACAGGAAUGCAGGAAAAUGUGGCCAAGUGACAUCUUCGGCAGCAGCUCCGAGAAUGAGAUUCAGACUCUACUCAACAUCUAUUUCCGGCACCAAACUCUGGGUCAGACAGGAACCUUUGCCCUGGUCGGUUCAAAACAAGACCUAUCUGAGAUAUGCAACCGACUCACUGAGCUCAACUGCGAGAUCCGAGACAUGAUUCGAUGGGCACAGGGCUACCGGGCCAUCACUGCCUUCCUUCCUGACUCCAGCGUGACCGGCAUCAGCCUUUGAGUUGAACUUUAGGCCGGCAUUGGCCUUCUUUCCACCACUCCUGUCUGAAGUUGCUGCUGCCUUCACUGUUCUUCCCUAGUGCACUCAUUACUGUCCUGCCUCUGCUUACCUUAAGAGCAUCAAGGAUGUACAGCUAAUAUAGCUUGGAAAAAUGCAACAGGGGACAGAAAAAGAAGUUGAAUCCUUGGCUUCUUUGCACUACUAUGUAUGUAAGGGGCCGCCCCUGCCUCUGAAAUGGGGCCUCUAUCACUGCAGGCAUCAAAGGUAUACCAAAGCUCCAUGAAUGGCUCCUCCUGCCCACGUCUACCAUUAUACAUGUAACGGGAAAAUGUGCAAUGCCUCACACCAAGUGAAACUUUUCAUCUUAGAGAGAAUGUUUUAAAAUUUCAGUGCUCUCAGCUACUUGAUGAUACAUAAAUGUUCUAUUCUUGCUUUUUUAUUUCAAAUAAAAACGGAAAGCUGUUGAUAAUGUGGCUUUUUAAAAAAAUGUUUAAAAAGAUCAGACUUUUCACAGUGCGCACCCAUGCCUUGGCUUUUAUCUGUACAGACAGAAUGUCUCGAACACAAUGCAAUGCUAUAGUCAGAGAGACCUGGAUGCAUAAAGGGGUCAUCCAGCACUUAUUUAUGAAUGGGGGUUUGGUUUUACUAAUGUGUUUCUACUGUUUAGUUGCUCCUAGAAGGUUUAUUUAUAUUCUUAAAAGGAAGAUCACGUAAAAUAGUAUAGUUUUUUAGGAUGGAAUUAUGUCUAUUCUGUCUAUUGAAAUGGCCAAGCAUUCAAAGGUAUGUACAAUAAGACUAAAUAGAUAUAUUUAUGGAAUAAGAAAUUAUUUUAAAUGAAAGAUUUGUACAUAGUAGGAGUGUAGCCCAGACUUGUAAGAUUUUAUUUUUAUGGUUUUAUUUUGCUGUCUGCUGUAUAAAAAGUGUGCAUGCAAUAAAUAGAUCAAUAAAUAAUAUUAAU
This is a messenger RNA of Sinocyclocheilus anshuiensis, 9667 nucleotides long. RefSeq names its product protein furry homolog. Gene Ontology annotation, biological process: cell morphogenesis; neuron projection development. NCBI's taxonomy places the organism in Eukaryota, Metazoa, Chordata, Actinopteri, Cypriniformes, Cyprinidae. The coding region runs from base 133 to 8709 and encodes 2858 amino acids. The transcript has 60 exons. The record is from RefSeq and is a predicted model, not a curated record. Gene Ontology annotation, cellular component: site of polarized growth; cell cortex.